Triticum dicoccoides is the source of this 1257-nucleotide messenger RNA. RefSeq names its product reticulon-like protein B8. The record is from RefSeq and is a predicted model, not a curated record. The transcript has 6 exons. Bases 211 to 990 code for a protein of 259 amino acids. Gene Ontology annotation, biological process: response to bacterium. NCBI's taxonomy places the organism in Eukaryota, Viridiplantae, Streptophyta, Magnoliopsida, Poales, Poaceae.
CGGAGACCCCACGCCACGGUCCGUCUCCCCCUAAAUAAUUCUGCUGCGGCGGGCGACUGCGAUUCCCCCCAACCCCACCACUACGGAUACUCCUCUCGCUCUCUCGCUCGCCGCCGCCGCCUGCUCCGCCUCCGCGCGAUCGACUCCGGGAGCGGGAGCCGCCUGCUAAGCUCCCUCGCGCCCCUCCUCGCGAGCUCGAAAUACCUGAAGAUGUCGGAACAUUCUGAGAGCACGGCCGAGAAGCUCAUGGGCAACAUCAUGGAUACCAUUGCUGACAGGCUCCCCAAGCAGAAGUCUGACAACAUCAUGAGCAACAUCAUGGAUACCAUUUCUGACAAGCUCCCUAAGCAGAGAUCUGGCCGUUUCGAUCCAGGCUCAGUCGCUGAUGUGAAGAACAAGAUGUUUGGUCGUCAGAGGUCUCUCCAUGGAGUUUUGGGUGGUGGAAAGUCUGCUGAUGUGUUGUUAUGGAGGAACAAGAAGAUAUCUUCCAGUGUUUUGGGUCUUGCAACAGCUAUCUGGGUCUUCUUUGAGUGGCUUGAUUACCACUUCUUGACAAUCAUUUCAUUUGCCCUUGUUCUUGGAAUGGUGGUUCAGUUUGUUUGGUCCAACUUUUCAAGGUCUUCUGAAAUACCCCGGGUUAAGUUGCCAGAGGACCUGUUUGUGAACAUUGCUGUUGCCAUCGGUGCCCAAGUAAACAAGUUCCUUGGUUUCCUUCAAGAUGUGUCUUGUGAAAGAAACUUGAAGCAUUUUGUAUUGGCAAUUGUUGGGUUGUGGUCUGCUUCUGUAGCUGGUAGCUGGUUCAAUUUCCUGACCGUUAUUUACAUUGGGUUUGUGUGCGCUCACACGCUCCCUGUGCUUUACGAGAAGUACGAGGACCAGGUCGACGACUUCCUCUACAGCAUCCUGGGCCUGCUCCGGGACCAGUACCAGAAACUCGACAGCGGCGUCCUGAGCAGGAUACCCACCAAGAGGAACAAGAAGAGCGAGUAGAUUAGAUCAGAUCAGAUGGACACUCAUGAUUUAUCGAGUGAAAUCCCUGCUAUUAUUCUGCCUACUUUGUGUGCUGCAGCCCUGUAGUGUGUCUCAAUUGUCAUGUGAGAGCAUUUGUGCUCAGGUGCUUCCUGAACAGAACCAGAACGCUGGUUUAAAUUCAACCGCGACGCAUGCGUCUGUUCUCCCAUUUAUUUGUGGGAUGCUGCUCAACAAAAUUGGUGAGACCAUAAGUUGUCUGCAUAUAUUGGAAGUUGAGCUCAAAUU